AUGUUGCUGUGUAGCAGCUUUGCUGCUGGAACCCAUCCUUCCCCUACAGACCCUGCAGCAGGACGGCAACUUGCCAUAGGUGUGGAUAUCCCCAGGCAUGCGGACGCAGAGGCAGUUUUGGUGCCCUCAAGCUGCCACAGCAUCUGCCAGCAUUACAGUGAUUUACACAUUGCUGGUGGCCAGGUGCUGCCACUCAGGCCCAGCACAUUGGAGGUACAGGGCAAUCUCAUUCAGGACCCCGAGCAUGGGCCCUUCCUCCUUUCUGGGGAUGUUCCCUUCCCCUCCCUCCUGCCUCCUCUGGUCCACGGGAACAGGAAUUCAAGGUGCUGGAGGGAAGAAAGUGGGCGCGAGCAUCCUUCUCUUCUGCAAUGCAGCCAGCCUUUCUCUAAUUCACAGCUCAACAGCUACCUGGAACAGAAGCUUUUGGAGCUGUACAAGCAGUACCUGACCGAGGGACCUGCGGCGACAGGGCUCGUCAUGGCCUAUGAGCUUCUGCACACCAACCUGGACCAGAUGACUCUACAGCUGAGCCGUGAGCAGAACGUGGAGACAGCUCGGGCCAAAGACAUGCUGCUCAGCUGUCUGCUGAGAGUCACCAGCAGUUACCAGUCCAGCGAGAUCAGCACUCCUCUACUGCAGAUCUCCAUUGAGAUGAGAUGAGUUUGAGAGUGGGAAGAGAU
Carassius gibelio (silver crucian carp) is the source of this 680-nucleotide messenger RNA. RefSeq names its product TLR adapter interacting with SLC15A4 on the lysosome-like. The record is from RefSeq and is a predicted model, not a curated record. Lineage: Eukaryota; Metazoa; Chordata; Actinopteri; Cypriniformes; Cyprinidae. Bases 1 to 660 code for a protein of 219 amino acids. Gene Ontology annotation, biological process: regulation of toll-like receptor signaling pathway. The transcript is spliced from 2 exons.